Cuculus canorus (common cuckoo) is the source of this 1617-nucleotide messenger RNA. RefSeq names its product major facilitator superfamily domain containing 14A (gene SLC71A1). Gene Ontology annotation, molecular function: transmembrane transporter activity. The record is from RefSeq and is a predicted model, not a curated record. Lineage: Eukaryota; Metazoa; Chordata; Aves; Cuculiformes; Cuculidae. Gene Ontology annotation, cellular component: membrane. Gene Ontology annotation, biological process: transmembrane transport. The transcript has 12 exons. The coding region runs from base 130 to 1605 and encodes 491 amino acids.
GCGGUGGCGCGCGGGCCAAGAUGGCGGCGGGCGCGUGAGGGGUGGUGCGCGCGGGGGAGGCGAAGCGAAGGCCCGGCCGCCAGGGAGGCUCCGCCGCUGCCGCCGCUCCCGGGGCCGGGCGAUGGUAAAAUGACCCAGGGCGGGAAGAAGAAGAAGCGCGCCGUGAAUCGCAGCAUCAUGCUGGCCAAGAAGAUCAUCAUUAAGGACGGCGGGACGCCUCAAGGAAUAGGUUCACCAAGCGUCUACCAUGCUGUUAUAGUGAUCUUCUUGGAGUUUUUUGCUUGGGGACUCUUGACAGCACCCACUCUGGUGGUUUUGCAUGAAACCUUCCCGAAACAUACGUUUCUAAUGAAUGGGCUAAUUCAAGGAGUAAAGGGCUUAUUGUCAUUCCUCAGUGCCCCGCUCAUAGGUGCCCUCUCUGACGUGUGGGGGCGAAAGUCCUUCUUGCUGCUAACAGUGUUUUUCACCUGUGCACCAAUACCACUAAUGAAGAUCAGCCCAUGGUGGUACUUCGCUGUCAUCUCUGUCUCUGGAGUGUUUGCAGUGACGUUUUCUGUGGUUUUUGCAUAUGUAGCAGACAUAACCCAAGAACACGAGAGAAGCAUGGCCUAUGGUUUGGUUUCUGCAACUUUCGCAGCAAGUUUAGUUACCAGCCCUGCAAUCGGUGCCUACCUUGGUCGAGUCUACGGAGACAGCUUGGUGGUUGUCCUGGCUACAGCAAUAGCCUUAUUAGACAUUUGUUUUAUUCUUGUGGCUGUGCCAGAGUCACUGCCGGAGAAGAUGAGGCCAGCAUCCUGGGGAGCACCCAUUUCAUGGGAACAGGCUGAUCCUUUUGCAUCACUGAAGAAAGUUGGCCAGGACUCGAUUGUGCUGCUAAUCUGCAUAACAGUCUUUCUUUCCUACCUCCCAGAGGCAGGGCAAUAUUCCAGCUUCUUCCUAUACCUCAGACAGAUAAUGGGAUUUUCAUCUGAAAGCGUUGCAGCAUUUAUAGCAGUCCUUGGGAUUCUCUCCAUUAUUGCACAGACAAUAGUUCUGAGUUUACUGAUGCGAUCUAUUGGAAAUAAGAACACCAUCCUGCUGGGCCUAGGAUUUCAGAUACUCCAGCUUGCGUGGUACGGCUUUGGAUCAGAACCAUGGAUGAUGUGGGCAGCUGGUGCAGUGGCAGCCAUGUCCAGUAUUACUUUCCCAGCUGUAAGCGCGCUGGUUUCAAGAACUGCUGAUGCUGACCAGCAGGGUGUUGUUCAAGGGAUGAUAACAGGAAUUCGAGGACUGUGUAAUGGUUUGGGACCAGCACUUUAUGGUUUUAUAUUCUAUAUAUUUCAUGUUGAACUGAACGAACUCCCCAUGCCUGAAUCGCCAGCAGGAGGUGGCGCGGUCACACAGUACCAUUUACAACAGAAUUCUAUAAUUCCUGGACCCCCGUUCUUAUUCGGAGCGUGUUCUGUGCUGUUGGCACUUCUUGUUGCCUUGUUCAUUCCUGAACACACAAACCUAAACCUACGAUCCAGCAACUGGAAGAAGCACUGUGGCAGCCACGGCCAUCCCCACAGCCCACAAGCUCCCGCUGAAGCUAAAGAACCGUUACUGCAAGAUACAAACGUAUGACAGAAAUCCAGG